This is a messenger RNA of Linepithema humile (Argentine ant), 2184 nucleotides long. Its product is annotated as HEAT repeat-containing protein 3. Gene Ontology annotation, biological process: protein import into nucleus; ribosomal large subunit biogenesis. Lineage: Eukaryota; Metazoa; Arthropoda; Insecta; Hymenoptera; Formicidae. The record is from RefSeq and is a predicted model, not a curated record.
UCGCAACACUGAUGUGGAGCUCUUCAAGGAAAACUGGCAGUUCUAGUUGCCUUACUAUGAUAUAUUGUAGUUAUAACCUACAAAGAACGAAAACAUAAGUUUUUGCACAUUGCAAUACGUUUGUGAAUAUAUUUUGUUAUCUUUAAUAACUGUUCAAUUAAUUUUUCACGAUGGGUAAGCAAAAACGACAGCGACGAAAGCCCCAUAAGGAAAAUCCAACAGGAUUAUUAUCUGUCAGAGAUUUUGAAAGUGAAGAGAUUAUGAAAAGCAAUAAGGAGAAGGCAUUGCAAAGUGUAUAUGGUGAUGUACAAUCAUGUCAUCUAGGGGAAAAACUAACUGCUUUACAAAUAUUAAUAGCAAUGUCUUCUGAUGCUUCCAUGGCGAGGCAAAUUGCCAAAGAUGGCAUUGCAAAAAUAAUUGGGCCACUGUUAAUGAAUCAUAAUGCUGCUAUCAAAGCUAAUACUGUAAGUACUUUGAGAGCUAUUGCUGAAAAUGGUGGAGAAGAGGCAUGUACUGAAUUAAUAAAAGAUGACAUUAUGACUCCACUGAUUGCACUUUUGAAACAGUGCUACUCAAAUUGGCAACCAAAAAACUACAGAGAAAAAGAAGCGAGAGAAGAAAUAGAAACUUUUGUUCAAACAGUCACCUUGUUGUGGACAUUAUGUGCAAAUAAUGAAAGUGCAAUCAAAUCCGUCAACGAAGAGGAUCUGAUAUUGUUUUUAAUAAAAUUUCUAGUUAUCGAUAUUUACGGAAUAGAGAUUGCCACAGUCAUUACACAAUGUCUGGUGUGUUUAUCGGACGAGAACUGCGCCGCUAUUACAAAGAUUAAGGAAAAUGAAUCAAUUUUGCUCAGACUAUUGGAUUUGACUACGGAUGAUGACGAGACUGCCACUGAAGUACUAGUCUUGAAAACUUCUGUAGCUGAUCUAUUAAUUAGUAUGAAUAAUUGUACAGACAAUAAUUGGACACAUAUACUUUGUAAAGUGUUGUCAAUACUUUGCGAAGUGCUCGCUAUUGAUCACAAACAGCUACUAUCUUGUUUAACAUCUAUUCUGCCCCAUGAAAACAACGUUUCCUCAAGUGAUAAGAAGAAAAUAAUAGAAGAAAGUAGAAAAACAUUGGGAGUGCAAGAGCAGGCCCUACAGAUUUUAGCAAAUUUGUGCUUUGAAGACGAGGAUGACGCAAUUGAUUCCGAUAUUGAAUCCGUCUCUGAAACAAUGGAGAUUGAGUCUGAAUGUCCGGAUGAUGAUUCCAUGAAUAACGAUUCAAAAAUAAUGUCGACGCUUCCAGUAGAACUGGUCGAAGUAAUACACAAUUGUAAUUUAAUCGACAAAAUCUGGGACAAAACUGAGCUCGUGGUGGGUGAAGACAGCCAGGAAAUACUCGAUCAAACUGCGGAGGGAAAAGCUGUGCUGAAGCAGUUUCAUGACAUUCGAUGCGUAGCUUAUUUAUGUAUAAAUAAUUUGUUACCCAGCUUGGAGAUUGAUGUCUUUGGAGUUGCUAAUAAUUUGUACAAGAAAUGGUUGGAAAUUGGAUCGAUCGUGUUUAAGGACGUUGUGUCGGAUGACAUAGAACUCUUGGAAGCAGCCACCGCCGCUAUGAGAGCUAUUCUUCAACGAUUAGUUGAAGUACGGACGGACUGUAAUUUUUUUAAACAGUUAACCAUUAACGAUGUCCAGCCAAUGUUGAAUGGCGCACGUCAAUGCUCGAAUGCGAAUGUUCGCGUUAAUUUGAUAAGAAUGCUUUGCAAUUCGGUGCAAAUCAUGAUAAAUAAUGAAAUUUUGGAAAAUUAUGAAAUGAUAAAGUUUAUUUCUACGUUUUUGCUGGACAUCUGUACGACAGAGACUCGAGCAUGGGUCAUAGCAGAAUCUAUUGACGCGUUAAUGGAUAUAUAUGCGGAGGACACAACGGAUGUUAUAGCGGCAGAUAUCAAAUUAGUGCCAAGACUAAAGUCUUCGAUAUCAUAUUUCAAAGGCAAGGUACGACAGCAGAAAAAGCAGUUAAAAAAUGGUAUUUUCGUAGUAUCAACUGUAAAUGAAAACUUGACGAGAUUUAUAAAGUAUAAACAGAAACAAAUGGAAAAGCUGGCACAAAAGGGUGAACUCGGCUAAACAAAUAUUUUAUGAAAAACAUUUCUUAUUAUAAAGAUCAUGUUUUAUAAUAUAAAAUAAUAAUUUAUGAAAA